AUGCUGCAAGGGUGCACGUGCGUGUGGGUUCUCGGAGAUUGCUACUUCUUGAUAAUCCAUCUAUUGGACUCCCUAAGCCUACGCGGGUUGCACUCAAAGACCAUCCCUAUCUGCUGGUUUUGGUGGAAGCAAAAUGUCGAGAGGGAAAGCGCAUCUAUCCCCUUAACCGGGGGAAGAUAUGACCUAGUUGCCGCUCUGCUAAAUAGUGAAGAAAUCGCCUCUCGCAACCAGCUCCAGUCAGCGGCUACUGAGGGUACUAGUGUAGCAGCGGCGAGUAGUUCAGCUCCUCCUCCAGCGGCGAGUAGUUUCAGUGAAAUCUAUGUUUGUUAUAUGUGGAUAUUAUUCUGGCAAGUUGAAUAUUUGUACGCGCACAUGUGUGGAUAUCAUUGUGGAAAACUUAAGGUACUAGGUGCUGGGAUUGACCGGCAUUUGGGCUAA
This is a messenger RNA of Linum trigynum, 438 nucleotides long. NCBI's taxonomy places the organism in Eukaryota, Viridiplantae, Streptophyta, Magnoliopsida, Malpighiales, Linaceae. The record is from the annotation of a GenBank genome assembly.